AUGACCAUAUCAAGAAUUCUUAGCCUCUUUCAAAUCCUUCUCUUAGUAUUUGCUUGGCAAUGUUAUGAUAAGGUUGCUGCCAUUAUUACCGACGACAUUGCAAACCUCAAUAACGAGAUCAUAUCCACGAUAAAUCAACAACUAAUUCCUAGUCCAACCGCAACACCAGGGCCUCUUGGCAUGGAAACUCUUCCUGACCUUGAUGACACGGUAAAUGACAGUAACAAUACUAACAAUGAUUUGAAUGAAAAUGGUGAGUCAGUUUUUGAUGUUACAAAACAUGGAGCUAAAGCUGAUGGAAAAACCGAUGAUGCACAGGCAUUCGAGACAACAUGGAUUGCAGCCUGCCGAAAUACAGUGGGUCCGGUGAAGAUUUUGAUCCCAAAAGGAACAUAUUUGGUGGGUCCGAUGACUUUGGCCGGUCCGUGUAAAAGCUUCCCGAUCACCAUUGAAAAUCAAGGGAUUGUAAAGGCUACAACCGAUUUAUCUGAAUAUUCAUCUCCAGAAUGGUUCUCGAUUGAAGACAUUACCGGUUUUAUCCUCACUGGCUCCGGCGUCUUCGACGGCCAAGGCACCGCCGUUUGGGCCUAUAAUGAUUGCAAGAGUAAUAAGGAUUGCCAGCUUCUUCCAAUCUCGAUUAAAUUUUCGGGAUUAAACCACACGAUUGUUGAUGGAAUCACUUCACUAAACAGCAAGGGCUUUCACAUGUCCCUAUUCAACUGCUACAAUUUUACUAUUACCAACGUCAACAUUAUAGCUCCCGAUGAGAGUCCCAACACGGAUGGAAUUCACCUUAGUACCUCAGAAUUGGUCAAUAUUAUGAAUAGUAUCAUUGGCACUGGUGAUGAUUGUGUCUCCAUAGGCCACAGUACUGUGAAAAUCACUGUCACCAAUGUCACUUGUGGCCCUGGACAUGGCCUCAGCGUGGGCAGCUUAGGCAAAUACUCAAGAGAGAAGGAUGUUUAUGAUGUUCUAGUAAAGAACUGCACAAUUUUCAAUGCCACCAAUGGUGCCAGAAUCAAGACAUUUGCUAGUCCCAUCUCAGGGUUAGCAUCAGGAAUAAUCUUUGAAGACAUUAUAAUGUACAACGUCAAAUAUCCUAUAAUCAUUGAUCAAACCUACAGCACAGAUGAGAACAAGGAAUCGAAGUGGAAGGUCAGCGACGUACACUUCAAGAACAUUCGAGGAACAUCGGCAACAAACGUGGGGGUAUUGUUGGAGUGUAGCAAGUUGCUUCCAUGCGAGGGGGUGGUGCUUAAGGACAUUAACUUGACUUAUGGAGGCACCGACUCGAAGAAUACAACCAUUGUUUCUUCAUGUUUGAAUGCAAAGAUUACUACUUUUGGGGUUCAAAACCCACCACCUUGUGUUGUAUAA
Messenger RNA from Cucumis sativus (cucumber), 1377 nucleotides. Its product is annotated as exopolygalacturonase-like. Gene Ontology annotation, biological process: carbohydrate metabolic process. Gene Ontology annotation, molecular function: polygalacturonase activity. Bases 1 to 1377 code for a protein of 458 amino acids. The record is from RefSeq and is a predicted model, not a curated record. The transcript is spliced from 5 exons. Lineage: Eukaryota; Viridiplantae; Streptophyta; Magnoliopsida; Cucurbitales; Cucurbitaceae.